CACGAACGCGCCGCGCGAGGCCCGACGGGGGCGCUCGUAGUCGUUCACGAUGUCCAUGAGACUACGAGAGCUCAUCCGCGCGGUGCGGCAGUGCAAGACGACCGCGGAGGAGCGCGCGCUCAUCGCGAAGCAGUCCGCGGCGAUCCGGAACUCGCUGAAAGACCAGGACGCGGCGUACCGCCAUAGGAACGUCGCGAAGCUGAUGUUCAUGCACAUGCUCGGGUACCCCACGCACUUCGGGCAGAUGGAGUGCGUCAAGCUCAUCGCCGCGGUCGGAUUCCCGGAGAAACGCAUCGGAUACCUGGGACUCAUGAUCCUCCUCGACGAGCGACAAGAGGUGACGAUGUUAGUCACGAACUCGAUCAAGAACGACCUGGGCCACAAGAACCACUUCAUCGUCGGUCUCGGGCUGUGCGCGCUGGGGAACAUAUGCACCGCGGAGAUGGCGCGCGACGUCGCCCCGGAGGUGGCGGCGCUGUUGGCGUCUAAGAACUCGUACAUUCGCAAAAAAGCCGCGCUCUGCGCCAUCAGGGUCGUGAAGAAAGUUCCCGAGCUCGCGGAGGGUUUCUUGGAGAACGCGUCCGCGCUUCUCGCGGACCGGCAUCACGGCGUGCUCCUGUGCGCGGUGACGCUCGCGCUGCAGCUGUGCUACGUCGACGCCAAUCACGCGACGACGUUUCGGAAGCACGUGCCGAUUUUGGUUCGGAUCCUCAAGUCGCUCAUUCACAGCGGCUACAGCGCCGAGCACGACGUCGGCGGGCACGCGGACCCGUUCUUGCAGGUGAAGAUGCUGCGGCUGUUCCGCGUCCUCGGCGCGGGCGACGCGGAAGCCUCGGACGCGAUGUCGGACAUUCUCGCGAACGUCGCGUCGAACACCGACGGCUCCAAAAACGCGGGAAACGCGAUUUUGUACGAAGCCGUCGAGAGCAUCAUGGGCGUCGAGUCCGUCGGCGGCCUGCGCGUCCUCGCGAUCAACAUCCUCGGGCGAUUCCUCGCGAACAAGGAUAACAACAUACGGUACGUCGCCCUCAACACGCUCGCGAAGGUUGUCGCCGUGGACACCCAGGCGGUGCAGCGGCAUCGGCACACCAUCGUCGAGUGCGUCAAGGACUCGGACGUCACGAUUCGCCGAAGCGCGUUGCAGCUCGUGUACAACCUAGUCAACGAGAACAACAUCGUGACGCUCGCGAAGGAGCUCCUGGAUUACCUCACCGUCGCGGACUUGGAGUUUAAGGCGGAUCUGUGUCGCCGAAUCGCGGAGCUCGUCGCGCGGUUCGCGCCGUCCAAGCGUUGGCACGUCGACACCCUAGUGGAGCUCAUGUCCAAGGGGGGCGCGCACGUCGCGGACGAAGAGUGCCGCGCGUUCGCGCACCUCGUCAGCGCGACCCCGGAGCUGCAGGGCUACGCGGGGCGGGCGCUGUAUAAGGCGAGUUUCGAGAUGCGAGGCGAGAGCGGGUGGAAGCUCGCCGCGGUCGCGGCGUGGGUCGUCGGCGAAUACGGAGACGCCGUCGUCUCGAGGAGCAACAGACUGGAGGACGAGGAGGGGUUCGUCGCGUCUCCGAAAGAUCUCGUCUCUCUGCUCGAGAGCAUCGUCUUAGACGCCGCGGUCCCGCACGCGGUGAAGCAAGUCGUCGUGACCGCGCUCGCGAAGCUGUCCGUGAGGUUCCCGAGCGAGGCGAGCGACGUGAAGCGCGCGGUGUCGCACGCGACGGAUUCGCUCAACUUGGAGCUGCAGCAGCGGUCGUGCGAGUUUAUUAAAAUUUUUGAGAGGGGGCCGUCGCUCACGGGGCCGCUGCUCGAGCGCAUGCCCGCGUUCGAGGUGAAGUCGUCGAGCGCGUACAGCGGAAUAGGUAUCGAGGGCGGAGGCGGGAAGGGCGGCGGCGGCGGGAAGGCUCCCGCCGCGGCGUCGGGCGCGGAUUUGCUCGGCGAUCUCAUGAGCCUCGACGACGACGCCGGCGCGGUCCGAGGCUCCGGGUCCGCGGCGGCGGCGACGUCGGGGGCGAACCUUCUAGACGAUCUCUUAGGCGGCGACAUGGGCGGCGGCGGCGGCGGCGGUGGGGGGGGAGGAGGGGUUGGAGGGUUCUCGGCCGCGGGUAGCGCGCCCGCGGACCCGCUCGCGGACUUAUUCGGAGGCGUCGGAGCGACCGCGCCCGCGACGGCGCCCGCGCCCGCGGCGGAUCCCGUGAUGGAUCUGUUGGGCAUGGCCGCGCCCGCGGCUCCCGCCGCAGCGCCGGUGGACUUCAUGAUGGGCAUGGGCGCCGCGCCUCCGGCGCCGCCGCCGCCGCCGCCGAUAGAUCCGAUGGCGGCGCUGGACAUCGGCGGCUUCUCGGCGCCCGCGCCCGCGCCCGCGCCGCCGCCGCCGCCGGGGUCGUUCACCGCGUAUGAAAAAGACGGAGGCCUCCGCGUCGUCUUCGCGUGCACGAAACCCGACCCGAUGGACCCGUCCGAGACGUGCGUCCUCGCGACGUACGCCAACUCCGGCGCGUCGCCGCUGCGGUCGUUCACGCUGCAGGCGGCGGUGCCGAAGACGAUGUCGCUGUCGCUGGAGCCGGCGUCGGGCGCGGACGUCCCCGGGGCGGGGUCGGGCGGCGCGCCGACGACGCAGCGGCUGCGGGUGAAAAACGCGCAGCACGGGGUGAAACCGCUCGCGAUGCGGUUGAGGAUGCAGUGGACGGACGCCGCGAGCGGCGCAGUCGUCGUGGAGCAGGCCACGGUUAGCUUUCCCCCGGGGAUGUAA
Molecule: messenger RNA, 2737 nt
Organism: Micromonas pusilla CCMP1545
Lineage: Eukaryota; Viridiplantae; Chlorophyta; Mamiellophyceae; Mamiellales; Mamiellaceae
Exons: 3
Coding region: 50-2737 (895 amino acids)
Biological process (GO): Golgi to vacuole transport; intracellular protein transport
Cellular component (GO): Golgi apparatus; membrane coat; AP-1 adaptor complex
Molecular function (GO): clathrin-cargo adaptor activity
Source: RefSeq, a predicted model, not a curated record